AUAGAAUUGCUAUAAGCUAACUGCUUCUGACCGCGUCGUACAUUCGAAUUGAGAGGUAUAUAUCCGACAAUUGGAAUUACCAGUGGUACGCUUUGCAGAUGUUUGCACUAUGACGGCUUGGCGCGGUGUUGAUACACAAAACAUCACCUCUAGGAGAAAUUUGCUUCGCGAUAGUAUUCGACGAUAACGGUUAGCUGGCAGACAUGAAGACCGAGGUAUCCUGGAAGCGGCGGCUUCUGCGAAAGAGAAUCAAGUAUAUGCUGAUAUGCGUUUUCGUGGUCGCGGUGAUAUUUGUGGUCCAUCAGCUGUUCUACUUCAAAGAGCUGAACCAGGAUAUCGUAGGCAAGUUGAUUGCCGGCUCGGUGAAAGACACCCACCGUGUGGUUGUUGGUAAGCAGGUCGACAAAUGGAAUCAACCCUACCAUUCAAAACUCAUUCGCGACACGAAUGGUCGAACGGUGUCGUUGCGUGGUACACGGGAUCAGGAUAUAGCCAAGUAUCUCCCCAACAUCAACGGAAAAUUUGUAUGUUUUGUUUCAAAGAGGGAAAUUGAUUUUUUAAAAAUUAACGAUGAUUAUUGUGACUGUCCAAUGGACGGUAGUGAUGAACCAGGUACUAAUGCCUGCAACAAUGGUUUCUUUAAUUGCGACAAGAGUACAGGAAAGUCAGCAGUAAGAAUACCAUCGUACAAAGUCAAUGAUGGAUAUUGUGAUUGUUGUGAUGGUUCUGAUGAAUGGGCUGAAGCUGCAGUGUUAUAUAAACUCAGUAAAUUUAAAGUAACUUUUUAUGGACCUAAAUGUCCAAACAAAUGUUAGUGAAGAAAGUGAGAUAUAAGAUAUCAGAUUGGAAAAAAAGUGCUUCUGAAUUUAUGCAUCAUAAUAAGAAUGAC
This is a messenger RNA of Cyphomyrmex costatus, 889 nucleotides long. RefSeq lists its product as uncharacterized. The coding region runs from base 204 to 815 and encodes 203 amino acids. The record is from RefSeq and is a predicted model, not a curated record. Gene Ontology annotation, molecular function: protein binding. Gene Ontology annotation, biological process: N-glycan processing. The transcript has 3 exons. Gene Ontology annotation, cellular component: glucosidase II complex. Lineage: Eukaryota; Metazoa; Arthropoda; Insecta; Hymenoptera; Formicidae.